UGAGAGAGAGAGAGAGAGAGAGAGAGAGAGAGAGAGGAGGAGGAGGAGAAGGAGGAGGAGAGAGGUUUCGUGACAAAAAAAACUUUCCUUCUUCCACCUAUCUAUCUAUCACACCAGUAAGAGUUUUUGGCUCUUCCUCGAUUUGAUCGUUCAUUUCAUUUCUCUCUCCUUCGGUAGUUUUGUUCUCUACAAAAUUAUGCUCCGAAAAAUCUUUUUUUAAUUUCUCUUCUUUUGCCAGUAAUGGCAGUGCAUCAGUUCCAGUGCAAGAAAUAAAGAGGCAGAGAGUUUUCAUUGGGAAGGUAAAGCUUUGCCUCUCAAAGAUAAGAUUUUUCUCUUUAUCUCUCUGUGUCUACCCCGCGUGCGCUCUCUGCUGUAUUAACUCUGUCGUUCUCUAAAGAAAGAGAGAGAAGUAGAAGAAGAAGUUGGAGUUAAUGUGGUUAAUCACCAGAAAGAUGAACACCCAUUUUCCAAAGGAAACCUGAGCAGGCUUUGACAGAGAAGCCAGGAAAGUAAAACUCACAAAGCUUCAUAAAUAUAACACACAGACUACUACUUCUACUACUAUCACUAUUUAGGAUUUCUGUAAAAAGGCUGAUUGUUGUAGCAUAAAUCUCGGGAGAGACUGGAGAUAGAACAAUCUUGCGAGCAAAAAAGAAAAAAAGAUUGCGUAGGAGAGAGAGAGACAGAGAGAAGGAUAUGGUUAAUGUUAUUGGUAUAUAGCAAAGCCAAAGCCAACUAAAAAAGAUAAGAUAGUGUGAGUGAUACAGAGAGAGAGAGAGAGAUAAUGGAGGAGGGUGGUUCUAAUAGCACUUCUUGUAUGAUGGCUUUGGGAGACAACAGUAAUGGACUAUGUCCUAUGAUGAUGAUGAUGAUGCCUCUCAUGAAUUCUUCUCAUCAACAGCAUCAUCAUCAUCACCAUCACCAUCAACCUGAUGCAGACUCAAAUACCCUAUUUCUUCCCUUGCCUUGUACCAACAAUCAAACUCAAAACCGCAAUACCAGUAGUGGCUCUUCACUGAUUCUUGACAAUAACAACAGAAACACAGGCUGUUAUUUCAUGGACACCAACGAUGGCACCUCAUCUUCGUCUUCUUCCUCAGUCAAGGCUAAGAUCAUGGCUCAUCCUCACUACCACCGUCUUUUGGCUGCCUAUGCCAACUGCCAGAAGGUGGGAGCUCCACCUGAAGUGGUGGCAAGACUAGAAGAAGCUUGCGCUUCUGCAGCAUCGAUUGGCCCCGGUACUGGCACGGCCUCUCUUGGUGAAGAUCCAGCACUCGAUCAGUUCAUGGAGGCCUACUGCGAGAUGCUUACAAAGUAUGAACAAGAGCUCUCUAAACCUUUCAAAGAAGCCAUGCAAUUCCUCCAAAGGGUCGAGUGUCAAUUCAAAGCCCUAACUGUUUCUUCUUCUUCUUCAAAUUCUGCUCGAACUGAGGCUUUUGAUAGGAAUGGUUCAUCUGAGGAAGAGUUUGAUGUGAAUAAUGAUCACUUCAUAGAUCCCCAAGCUGAAGACCAAGAAUUGAAAGGCCAGCUUCUGCGCAGGUACAGUGGAUACUUAGGUAGCCUCAAGCAGGAGUUCAUGAAGAAGAGGAAAAAAGGGAAGCUGCCUAAAGAAGCCAGACAACAAUUGCUUGAUUGGUGGAGCAGACAUUACAAAUGGCCUUACCCAUCGGAAUCUCAGAAGCUGGCCCUUGCAGAGUCAACCGGCCUGGAUCAGAAGCAAAUAAACAACUGGUUUAUUAAUCAACGGAAACGACAUUGGAAGCCUUCGGAAGAUAUGCAGUUUGUGGUAAUGGAUGCUCCUCACUCUCACUAUUACAUGGAUAAUGUUAUGGGCAACCAGUUUCCGAUGGAUCUCUCUCCUGCACUGCUUUGAAUAAGCUGAUAAUUUGGAGCUCAUCUUAUUAAUUAUAUUGUGUUAAAGUAAUAUUUUAAAUAUAUAUAAGCCCAAUACUAUAUAUGUAUGUUGGCAAACAGCGAUGUAAUCUUAUCAUGUGCAUGCAGCUGCAUGCAUGCAUUUGGAUGCUAUUCCAUAUAAAUUGACUGCUAAAUUAAAUUAGUUUGCUAGCUUGUUCA
Messenger RNA from Mangifera indica (mango), 2073 nucleotides. Its product is annotated as homeobox protein SBH1-like. The coding region runs from base 785 to 1873 and encodes 362 amino acids. Gene Ontology annotation, cellular component: nucleus. Gene Ontology annotation, biological process: regulation of DNA-templated transcription. Gene Ontology annotation, molecular function: DNA binding; DNA-binding transcription factor activity, RNA polymerase II-specific. The transcript is spliced from 4 exons. The record is from RefSeq and is a predicted model, not a curated record. NCBI's taxonomy places the organism in Eukaryota, Viridiplantae, Streptophyta, Magnoliopsida, Sapindales, Anacardiaceae.